AUCACAGAUAUUUCCCAGCUCUGGUGUGACACUAGCCCUAUGCUGAUAGGUCUCUCUGUACAUUUUAGUUCUGGCUGUAAACCUGUUCUGACCAGGGGUAAUAGGAUUUGGGGAUAAGGGUGAGGUUUGACUGCAUCACUUGCAUUUCUAGACAUGAACAGCAAGAGGCAGGGUUCAUGUGUAAUACAACAUCAGGGGGAGGAAUUGCUUAUGUAACUGGGACAGCAGAUUUAGCGAAAAGAGAGAAGAGGCAGAGGCUGAGAAUGGGAACAGUGAGCUGUCGGCAGGGACAACACGCCCGGGCGGCUGCUCUUCAUGAGCAGGGUGGCAACAUCCAGGGCCCCUGGGUCCGAGGCUGGAAGAGCCUCUGGUCAGGUGUGGGGACCACCAGGUCAGGCCUGGAAGAACUGUGGGGACUAUUGGGGCAUCAGUGCCAGCACCAGAAGCCCCUGGAGCCAGCCCCACCGCUAAUAGAGAAGCCUCUGUCUGAGUGGCCAGUGCCUCAGAUCAUCAACCUCUUUCUGCCGGAGUUUCCCAUUAGGCCCAUUAGGGGGCAUCGGCAGCUGAAGAUUUUAGGCCUUGUGGCUAAAGGCUCCUUUGGAACUGUCUUCAAGGUGUUAGACUGUGACCGGAAAGCAAUAUGUGCAGUGAAGGUGGUGCCUAAGGUCAAGGUCCUCCAGAGGGACAUCCUGAAGCAAUGCAAAGAGGAGGUUAGCAUCCAGCGACAGAUCAACCAUCCUUUUGUACAUGGUUUGGGGGACAGCUGGCAGGGAAAACGGCACCUCUUCAUUAUGUGCAGCUACUGUAGCACAGAUCUGUACUCCCUGUGGUCCGCUGUUGGCUGCUUUGCUGAGGCUUCCAUCCGCCUCUUUGCUGCUGAGCUGGUCCUGGUGCUGUGCUAUCUCCAUGACUUGGGCAUCAUCCAUCGAGAUGUGAAGAUGGAGAAUAUCCUUCUGGAUAAACGAGGUCAUCUGAAACUGACAGACUUUGGUCUGUCCCGCCACCUGCCCCAGGGAGCUCGAGCCUAUACUGUCUGUGGCACUCUUCAAUACAUGGCCCCAGAGGUCCUGAGUGGAGGGCCUUACAACCAUGCUGCUGAUUGGUGGUCCCUGGGUGUCUUGCUUUUCUCUCUGGCAACUGGAAAGUUUCCAGUGGCUGCAGAGAGAGAUCACGUGGCCAUGUUGGCAAAUGUGACCCACCAUGGCUCUGAGAUGCCAGCUUCUCUUAACCAGGGACUUUCACUUCUGCUCCAUGAGCUCUUAUGCCAGAAUCCCCUCCAGCGUCUACGGCAUUUGCAUCACUUCCAGGUCCACCCUUUUUUUCGGGGUGUGGUCUUUGACCCAGAGCUCUUACAGAAGCAGCCAGUGAACUUUGUCAUGGAGACCCAAGCUACCCAGCGUAGUCCAUCAGAGUCCAUGCUGUUCAAGGACUUUGACUAUAACCUGGAAUCCUACCUGGUCCACUCCAGCCCUGCUUGAGGCCCUCUACUAUAGAUUGAGGGGCCCAUUUGGGAACCUGAGGAUCACCUCCACUACCAACUCAGUAUGACCACCUUGAUGAUCCAGUUUGGUUUUACUUUGUAAUCUCUUAUCAUUGUGUUCUUCUUCUAGGCAUUGUACCAGAGUUUAAUUCUUGGGCAUUCUGCUGCUGGCAGCCAUAACCGGCCCUAGUCCUUCCCCCAUCAUACAACCCAUCUCUCAAUUCAUUAUCUCAGAUCAGCGUGUCAACCUCUUUCUGUUUCAUUUCUCCAGUGCUCAAGCCCUGAAGCUUUUAGCCAGAGGCUUAUUUCACUUUCCCACUUUUUUUCUGCAUCAUUUUUCCUUUCUUGAGCAAUAAUAACACUUCAUGGGUUCCCAAGGUACUAUUUAUAUGUUUAACAGGUUCUUCAGAAGCAGUGUGAAUAUUUCUCAGAGGUCUCAAAAGCUGGCAUUUCAACCCCAAUAUGUAUCUAAAUCAUAUGAUUCUGGGGGCACAAAACCAGUCUGUAAUGAGUUUAAUUUUAAAUAAUUUGAAAAAUGAAUCAUAGUAACCUAAUGUGACAAAGAAAAUAAAUAGGGAGUGAAACAUGGGUGUGUUAAAUGUCAUUAAAGGUAACUGGAAUAGCUAUCCAUAUUUUUUCCAAAACAAAACCACUUUGAAAGACAUAAGGACUCUUUUUUAAAAUUUUUUAUUUAUUGAUCUGAGAUAGGGAGAGAGAAACAUCAGUUCAUUGUUCCACUUAUUUAUGUAUUCAUUGGCCAACUCUUGCACGUAUCCUGACUGGGGAUCAAACCUGCAACCCUGGUGUAUCAGGAUGAUGCUCCAACCAACUGAGCUACCUGUCCAGGGGUGACAUAAGGAUUCUUAAACUGAUCAUUGCUCUAGACAUCCCAGGAUUCAGUUUCUAAUGGGCAAACCAAGGGAUUAAGAGGCAUGACAUCAACCUUAACAUUUAAGUACUUUUUCCUUUAGUAAAGAAAAUCAUCUGGACCUUAAAUUUGUUAUACAUUUCUGGCCUUUUGACUUCUUUUCAUUUUUAUUUAACUUCUCAAAAGCUUCAUUUUUAAUAUUCUUCAGUCGUAUCUGAUUUCUUUUUUCAGACCAAAGGGAGUCUGUAAAAUAUUCUGUGUACUUCUAUUAAUUCUGUCCCUGGAUUAAGCCAGAUUUUCCCCGUACAUAGCUAGCAUUUUAUUUGCCUCUAUAGAAUUGCUUUUUCUGGAUUGUACUUUGGCAAUCUGUAUCAAAUCCCUAUGAAACUUAAUUGCUGUCGAUACUGUAAAGGGUAUUUAUGAUUACAAUUCAUAAUGUUCUUUUUAAAGAUGCAUAGGAGAAAUUUUCUCUGAACCAAGUUGCGCUUUCCCUGAAUUGCUGUUUGGCUUUACCUUAAAGACACUGAAUAUUCAACUGACUAUAUUUUUCUUUUCAUAUUGAUGCUAGACUACUUAGAGCCAAAUUGUGGCCCACCUCCAGCAAGGGUUUAAGGACUUCAUGUUGUAUAUUUUGUAUGCUAGCUACUGUUAUUAGGGAGACCUGAGUUAGGGGGCUCCCCCUCAUUGGUUCUUGUCUCACUCUUGAGAGAUGAAUUUAGUCAAGAGACAGCAAGUAUAGUGGAAAUGAGAUAGUAAGUUUAUUUAUGAAAUACGCUUGAGUGUGAAGGUACAAGCAGGCACCUGGCUAGACUGUGUGCACUGACUAUUGGGAUUUUAGGGGUUUUAUGCUUGUAGCCAGUUUCUGAUUUCCCCGUCCUCCUCCCUUCUCCAGACCUUGGUAUUAACAUACAGUUUCAAAGGCUUCCUUUCCCAGAUAGUGGAAAUGAUACACACAAGGCUCCCUCCUCCUGCGCUUAUCAUAGUCUUUCUUUUGAUUUUCGGAACACCUGGCAAUCUUAUCUGACUAGGCUCAGGACUGCUGAAUUAAUGGGUGAGACAGUCUCCCUUCCCCUCCCUGCCUUGGUUUGCUAUCUACCCUGCCUAACAGCUACGUUCUUCCUUCGUUUCCUUUAUUUUCUACACUUAUUUUCCUAAUUCUCAUUUUUCUGUUUUAUCUUACUAUAUUAUCUGCAUCUUUGCAAGCCUUCUGGGAAUGAGGCUGGGAUAUAAAUAAAUAAAAGGAGUCCUGGCUGGUAUGGCUCAGUGAAUUGAGUCCCGGCCUGCAAACCAAAAGGAUGCUGCUUCAAUUUCUAGUCAGGGCACAUGCCUGGGUU
Phyllostomus hastatus (greater spear-nosed bat) is the source of this 3682-nucleotide messenger RNA. RefSeq names its product ribosomal protein S6 kinase related (gene RSKR). The coding region runs from base 177 to 1478 and encodes 433 amino acids. Gene Ontology annotation, biological process: protein phosphorylation. Gene Ontology annotation, molecular function: ATP binding; protein kinase activity. The transcript is spliced from 12 exons. Lineage: Eukaryota; Metazoa; Chordata; Mammalia; Chiroptera; Phyllostomidae. The record is from RefSeq and is a predicted model, not a curated record.